Messenger RNA from Mesorhabditis belari, 699 nucleotides. Lineage: Eukaryota; Metazoa; Nematoda; Chromadorea; Rhabditida; Rhabditidae. The record is from the annotation of a GenBank genome assembly.
AUGAAACGAGGACCUGAUUUGCGAAACAAAAGAAAUGCAGCUCAGGGAGGAUACGGAGUGAUGCCAAAACAGUCUUGGAGGUUCUCUGAUUCGAUGGAUAGAAUUUUUACAAUGCAAUACGGUCGACGUUAUGGGUUGGAUGUUGGGUUGAGUGAUCGGAUGAUUCUUCUUUCCCUUGGAAGCAAAAAUAGGCGGUUGGAUGAUAAAAAAGUUAAACAGAUCACUGAAGUAUUUCAGCGCAGAUUGAUCGAAAUUAUUGGAUGCCAUGACAAGUUAGCAGGAAAGGAUUUAAUGUUUUCAAGGGUGACUGUAGACAAGGGAUUUUCAUUGUUGUCGGUUAACUGGAUUUGCAAAGGUGAAGGGGAUGAGGAUAUUGAGCAAUUACUUGAACAAGAAAGGCAUUCCCUUCGACGACAACUCUCUGAAUCGCUGGGUGGCGGAAGCGUACCAGAAAUCCGUUUCAUUGCUGAUAAAACCGAGCUAAAAUUAAAAGAAAUGGAGCAACUCUUCAAGCAAGCCGAUUAUGGUGUUGAUUAUCGAACGCUUUCAAAUGCUGCUCGCGUCAUGGGUAAUGUGCCGGAUCCCAAGCUAGAACAACUUUCUUCGAGCAACAACGAACGACAGAAACCUCCUCCGGCUUGGAAAGUGAGAUGGGACGAAAAAAAAGAAAAACGACUUGGGGAACUGAACAAUUUGUUU